Pseudoliparis swirei is the source of this 1838-nucleotide messenger RNA. RefSeq names its product ATPase H+ transporting V1 subunit H (gene atp6v1h). Gene Ontology annotation, molecular function: proton-transporting ATPase activity, rotational mechanism. The coding region runs from base 90 to 1535 and encodes 481 amino acids. Gene Ontology annotation, biological process: proton transmembrane transport. NCBI's taxonomy places the organism in Eukaryota, Metazoa, Chordata, Actinopteri, Perciformes, Liparidae. The record is from RefSeq and is a predicted model, not a curated record. Gene Ontology annotation, cellular component: lysosomal membrane; vacuolar proton-transporting V-type ATPase, V1 domain. The transcript has 14 exons.
GUUCGCACAACGCAACGGGUAGAGUUGGAUUUUCCUCCACACACAUAUAUAUAUAUAUAUAUAUAUACUGUUGUUGAUAUAUCGACUUCAUGAUGGAUAUCCGCGGGGCGGUGGACGCUGCAGUUCCCACCAACAUCAUUGCUGCAAAGGCAGCUGAGGUGCGGGCCAAUCAGGUCAACUGGCAGUCCUACCUGCAGAGUCAGAUGAUCUCAGCAGAGGACUGUGAAUUCAUCAAGAAAUUUGAGGUGGCCAACUCUGAGGAGAAAAAGGUCAUUCUUACCAAUGAAGGACAUCAGUGUGCAAAGACCUUCUUGAGCCUGAUGGCCCACAUUUCCAAGGAGCAAACAGUCCAGUACAUCCUGACUCUGAUUGAUGACACUCUGCAGGAGAACCAUCAGCGGGUCAGCCUCUUCUUCGACUAUGCCAAAAAGACGAAGAACACCGCCUGGUCCUACUUCCUUCCAAUGCUGAACCGUCAGGACCUUUUCACUGUCCACAUGGCGGCGAGGAUCAUUGCUAAGCUGGCUGCUUGGGGCCGCGAUCUGAUGGAGGGAAGUGAUCUGAGCUACUACUUCAACUGGAUCAAAAGCCAACUUAGCUCCCAGAACCUACAUGGUACAGGUCAAGAAACAGGAGCAGGAACUAUUUCCCCCAGUGAAAGCUCCCAGUACGUCCAGUGUGUGGCUGGGUGCCUUCAGCUGAUGCUGAGGGUGAAUGAGUACAGGUUUUCCUGGGUGGAGGCUGAUGGUGUCAACUGCAUCACGGCAGUUCUGAGCAACAAGUGUGGCUUCCAGCUCCAGUACCAGAUGGUCUUCUGUGUUUGGCUCCUGGCCUUCAGUCCUCAGCUCUGUGAGCAGUUGAGACGCUACAACGUAGUGCCAGCCCUGUCUGACAUCCUCCAGGAGUCUGUCAAGGAAAAGGUCACUCGCAUCAUCCUCGCUGCCCUCAGGAAUCUUCUGGAGAAGUCAGCGGAGCGGGAGACCCACCAGGAGUACGCCCUGGCCAUGAUUCAGUGCAAGGUGCUGAAGCAACUCGAGAACCUCGAACAGCAGAAGUACGACGACGAGGACAUCAGCGAGGACAUCAAGUUCCUGCUGGAGAAGCUGGGAGAGAGCAUGCAGGAUCUCAGCUCAUUUGAUGAGUACAGCUCUGAACUCAAGUCCGGUCGCCUGGAGUGGAGUCCUGUGCACAAGUCUGAGAAGUUCUGGCGUGAGAACGCCGUCCGCCUGAACGAGAAGAACUACGAGCUCCUCAAGAUCUUGACGAGGCUCUUGGAGGUGUCUGAUGACCCUCAAGUCAUUGCAGUGGCAGCCCACGAUAUUGGAGAGUAUGUGCGGCAUUACCCACGAGGAAAACGGGUGAUUGAGCAGCUGGGUGGAAAACAGCUGGUGAUGAAUCACAUGCACCACGAGGACCAGCUCGUCCGCUACAACGCCCUGUUGGCUGUGCAGAAGCUCAUGGUCCACAACUGGGAGUUCCUGGGACGACAGCUGCAGUCAGGCGACCAGCAGCAGGCCGUGGCCGCCCGCAGCUGAGCGGCUCCCGAGUCUCACUGUGUGGAUGAGUGUGUGUCCCGUCUGUACAUUCGUUCUUUGCGAUUUGUGUGCGUGUAAUGACUUUAAAAUCAAACGCCGUGUUUCCCUUCUCUCCCCCUGCACCCGGAGCGAUCCUCGAUGUUUCUCGGUUCGACCGUCGUGCUGCGUGUCGUGCCCUCUCAGCCAUGUGGCGAUUCGAAGUCUCGCACUUUACGUCUGUGAUAAUGUACAAAACUGCAACUUAUUUAAGUCUUACCUGUAAAACAUUCUAUGUACCCAAAUAAAGAUGCGUAUCUAUGGUGA